AUGCGGUCCCGUGUGGCUCAGUUGCUGUUGAAGUCUGAAGUGCGUCGUCUGGAACGUAACCAUGAGAGAGAGAAGAGUGUGGCCAACCUGGAGUAUCUGAAGAAUGUCCUUUUACAGUUCAUCUUCCUGCAGUCAGGCAGCGAGAGACAGGCUCUACUCCCCGUCAUACACACCAUGUUACAACUCAGCCCUGAGGAGAAGAAUAAACUGGCUGCUAUCGCAAUGGGUGAGGAGGAGGUGGGAGGAGCUAGAGGCUCAGGAUGGACCUCCUACCUACACAGUUGGUCAGGCAUCAGAUGAACACACACACAUCAACCAAUGUCCUCUUUCUACCUGCCUUCACUUUCAUCUGGUCCAUAUGUCUGAUCAACUGAGUAAUUAAAAAGUCUUAAUAUAUUGAUGAUCAUCCAUCUACUUGAAAAAAAGCCAGUAGUCAGCAAUGUAAGCCAGUACUCUUUUUUUUAGCUGAUGGUACGUUACUGAACCAUUUAUGGUGGGUUAAUUCACCAAUACCUCAGUCAUUACUGGGAUUAUUUUUAUACGAUAGAUUUUUGUUGCUUGUAACAAUCAAUUCCAAGCAACACUUAAGUUUUACAACAAUUCAUGAAGUGAACUAUGACUGUUGUUACAGAUUUGACCAUCUGUUUUCAUUGCUCACUCAUUAUAGGUCUGAUACAGGGCAGCAGGUAGCCUAGCAAUUAAAAGGCACUGUAUGGUCAAUCUGACAUCUACAUUUGCCCUGCAGCAUUUAUGGUGAUAUGGCCUCUGCAGAAGUCAGGUAUUCAUACUUCUUGCGCUUCGCAGAGCUGUUGUGAAGG
Molecule: messenger RNA, 818 nt
Organism: Salvelinus sp. IW2-2015
Lineage: Eukaryota; Metazoa; Chordata; Actinopteri; Salmoniformes; Salmonidae
Source: RefSeq, a predicted model, not a curated record